AUGAGGUGCCGAGGCGCUGUUACCUCGUCUCUGCUGGCGGGAUUCCUCGUCGGAGUCAUGGCCGGCGACUUGAUCGAGGAGAUGCGACGGGAUUUCCGAACGGGCUUAUUCGGGCGGCAGGCGAUAUCUGAUAUACAGCAAUUUAGCCCGAGCAGUCCUCUAGGAGGCAAGACUCCAGCGAAGAUAGAGUUCGACAAAAGCAAUACAGAGAAGCCUUUCAAAAUCACCAACAGCAGCAUAUCAGAAGGCCAGACGUUUAACGACUUCAGCACCGCCUCAAACCGCGUCUGCGACGACCUAAAGAACGCCUGCGCCGACACUGCCAACCAGAACAGCAACAAGGCCUUCAGCGUGCAAGACUGCGACAAACAACGUGAGGAUUGCAUGACAGCAAAUCAGCCUACCGAAGAGGACGGCGAAUUCCUUUACUUCUGCGACUGA
Messenger RNA from Daldinia vernicosa, 441 nucleotides. RefSeq lists its product as uncharacterized. The record is from RefSeq and is a predicted model, not a curated record. Bases 1 to 441 code for a protein of 146 amino acids. The transcript has 5 exons. NCBI's taxonomy places the organism in Eukaryota, Fungi, Ascomycota, Sordariomycetes, Xylariales, Hypoxylaceae.